Harpegnathos saltator (Jerdon's jumping ant) is the source of this 1208-nucleotide messenger RNA. RefSeq names its product Adenylate kinase 1 (gene Ak1). The transcript is spliced from 5 exons. NCBI's taxonomy places the organism in Eukaryota, Metazoa, Arthropoda, Insecta, Hymenoptera, Formicidae. Gene Ontology annotation, molecular function: nucleobase-containing compound kinase activity; ATP binding. The record is from RefSeq and is a predicted model, not a curated record. Gene Ontology annotation, biological process: nucleobase-containing compound metabolic process. The coding region runs from base 397 to 1014 and encodes 205 amino acids.
CUGAGCGGCGCGCGCAGGCGCCGUGGGCGCGCCUCGCCGUUUACGGGCGAGUGAGAAAUCGAUACGUUUGAAAUUUCGCUCACGGUUUUCACGCAUCAUCCCCCGCCGCGUUCGAUCCGGCCCGGCGGCGUUCGUCGCAGCUUCGAGGUUCUUGGAAGUUUCUUCUCCUUGAUUCGCUUUGCCACCGCCGCGAGCCUCGUUGGUCUCUUUCGCUUGUCGCGACCGGGAGAUGUGACUUACGUAUUCUCCGUUGCCUCUCAAAUCGUCGGGAUCUCAAACUCACACCUCGCAUCUCAUGCGGAAGGCUAAGAGGAACUAUGAACGGGCACGUUACGUCAAAAUAGUCGAGCGCGAGUCUAACCAGCGGUGCGCCGAGGGGAGAGCCACGCGGGAAAGAUGAAAACGAUCUGGGUGAUUGGCGGGCCAGGAUGCGGCAAGGGCACGCAGUGCGAUCGUAUGAUCGAGAAAUACGGACUCCUUCACCUGAGCAGCGGCGACUUGCUGCGGGCAGAAGUCGCCAGUGGUAGCGAGAGAGGCACCUCGCUCCAGGAGCUCAUGUCCAAAGGAUUAUUUGUACCAACGGUAUACAGUCCUGAGGAAAAAAAGAAGAUACGCGUGAAUUUUGUCCAUGAUAUAGUGCUGGAGCUUAUAAAGGAGAAGAUGGAUAAUGCUCGUGAGGAAGGUGUCACUAAAACUGGCUUCCUUAUCGAUGGAUAUCCUCGUGAGAAGGAGCAAGGCAUUCUCUUCGAGGAAAAGGUUUGCCCCGUCGACUUGAUUCUCUUCUUCGAUGUAGCGAACGAAACCUUGAAGAAGAGGCUUCUUGGACGUGCAGCUGUUUCUCAAAGAGCAGAUGACAAUGAAGAGACAAUCAAAAAGAGAAUCGAAAUAUUUAACUCAAAGAAUAAUGAAAUUGUUGAACAUUAUAAAGAUAAAGUUGUCAGAAUUAACGCGGAAGGUACAGUGGACGAAAUAUUCACAAAAGUGACGAAAGCAUUGGACACUUUAUUAGCAUAAUUUGUUAGAUUAAUUUCACCAAAGAGGAACUUGCGUGGCAAACAUCAUCGUGAGUUCAAUGCUGGAUCCUCACUAGAGUUACUCUAGAUGAUAUUAAGCAUACUUCUUAUGUAUCUGAACGAAAUAUAUAUGCAGGCAAAUUGAGUAUCUUCAAUUGUUGAUUGUUGAAUAAAACUAUACUUACACGCAACCAA